Messenger RNA from Penicillium odoratum, 828 nucleotides. RefSeq lists its product as uncharacterized. NCBI's taxonomy places the organism in Eukaryota, Fungi, Ascomycota, Eurotiomycetes, Eurotiales, Aspergillaceae. The record is from RefSeq and is a predicted model, not a curated record. The transcript is spliced from 5 exons. Bases 1 to 828 code for a protein of 275 amino acids.
AUGUGCUUUGGAACACCACAAACAACAGCACCGUGGCUUAUAAACGAGGAAGGCUCGCUAAAAGUCUUGGAAGCCGCCCACCACCACGGAAUCAACACAUGGUUUACUUCAAACGCGUACUCAAACGGAGCCAGUGAGAAAAUGAUUGACAAGCAUUCCCGAGAAAAGCUAGUGCUCAUGACCAAGUGUGGCCUGCAUAUCGGAGAAGAGAUGGACGUGAACGAAGCCACCUUUCCUGACGAAAUGAACCAAAGCAAAGACUACACCUGCAACCCUGUUCUGAUCCCUGAAAGGCUUAUAGGCUUGAGCCGCAGCACCAGCUUUCAAGCGGCCAAUUGCUCUCUAGCCCGGCUGGGCACUAAAUACAUCGAUCUCCCACAAGCCCAACGCUAUGAUUACCUGAAACCACCGGAAGAAACAAUGAAAGCGCUGCAUGACCUCGUACAGGCGGGCAAAAUCCGCUACCUCGGUACGAGCUCGAUUAAGCGACACAAUUCGCGCGGCUGCAGUUCCUGGUGGAAAAGAACGAGUGAACCAAGUUUCUCAGAAGAGAUUGAGAUGAACCGUUAUUGUGAAGGGACUGGUGUAGGACUUAUUCCCUGUCGCCUUUGUUUGCGGGAAGGCUGGCUUUCCUCGUAUCAACACCCCGGUUUGACCGAGGCCGACAGAUGUAUCAUUAAGCGUGUUCAAGGUGUGGCAGAGAAGAAGGACUGGAAGAUGAGCCAUGUUGCUUUGAUAUGGCUGAAGACCAAAGGUGCUAUCCCAAAUGUGGGCUGCACGUCAUUAAAACGAUUGGCGAGAUGUGUGAGCUUAAAAGGAAGAUUUUGA